Neurospora tetraspora is the source of this 3041-nucleotide messenger RNA. RefSeq lists its product as uncharacterized. Lineage: Eukaryota; Fungi; Ascomycota; Sordariomycetes; Sordariales; Sordariaceae. The transcript has 2 exons. Bases 134 to 2887 code for a protein of 917 amino acids. The record is from RefSeq and is a predicted model, not a curated record.
GAUAACUCACAACUCACAACUCACUUUGGAUUUUACGACUCCUGUCAACCAAUUCAUCACCACUAGAGCGGCGACCCCCACGGGCGCGCUGGCCAGAAACUCGCAUUGAUAUCUACUGUCAGAAGAUGCUAUCAUGAGCGCGUCACAAGUCAUCUCUUCGUCUUCGACUCAAUCUGAACUCUUCAACUUCGACCAUCCCCUCAGUCCUGAAAGCGUCAGCGGUCAUUCGUCUGACUCUGAUAGCUCUUCAGGAUCAGACAACAGCUCCUCAUCGCAUUCACAUUCGCAUCACUCCCCGAUCUCAACUGCUAGCCAUCACAGCCAGAAUCAUCAUAAUGUCGCGUAUCCGUCGGCGGAACAGCAGCAGCAAGGACAGCCGGUUACCAGGGCGACUCCUACCAACAACACCUUGCCUGAGAGGCCACUGGUACCGACCUGCCCGGCUGAUUGGGAGGCGAAGAAGGAUAUCAUCUACGAUCUGUAUAUGAAUAAGAACUUUAUACUGAACGAUGUGGUCGAGAUCAUGCUGUCGACUCAUCGGUUCAAGGCCACGGCAAGAAUGUACAAAGGCCAAUUCGCCAAAUGGCGAUGGGCAAAGUACAACAAGUCGGGCAACACGAACGCGACGAAGCCGACCAAGUCUCGAUCCAUGCGAAGAAAAGGAGUAACCUCGUCGGGCUCAGGAAGCCAUAGCAGCCACGGCCACGUUUCAAAGCCAGGAUGCCAGUCGAACUUCAUCUCGCAACCAGCCCAGAUGAUACGUCUCUACUUCCAGAGCGAGCCAACCUACCUCGUCGAGUCGACUCUACUGGCUUACGCCUCUUACAUUGCCCGCUGGGCCGACCCCGAAAGAGAGACUCCGUGGAAGAUGAACGGUCCAAGACCGCGGUUACAUAUCGCUAGCGGCGAAAUCAACGCCGAUGACCACGCCACCAUGUCGUCGAACUCGAUCCUGCAGAACAUUGCUCUAGCGAUCCGCCAUCUCCGAUGCAACAAUCCCCAAGGAACAACCAAAGGCGGCGCCCUCCUGCGGUACGCCUUUCUCCAGAUCGAAGAAGCCAUUACCUCUGCCGACGAAGGCGACAUUCAAGCAAUCUGGGACUGCUGUCUCGCCGUCCCCCAACUCCUCAUCCUCCACAACGCCUCCUCCACCCCCUCUCCCACCCACCCCAGCACCAAACCACCUCAGCCACAACCCCACCAACCCCCCUACGACAUCCUCCCCAUCUACAUCCGCUUCCUCCACCACCUCACCACCCUCAAAUACGCCCAAACAGGCUGCACCUCCCACCCCCUACACCAAAUCUCUUCCUCGCUGCAUCACCUCGUCACCACAUCCGAUUUUCCUUCCCUGCACCUCUUCAUCACCCGCGCCUGGAAGUUGUGGAUAAACACCUGUCGCCAACUGCGAGGAGAGACGGACCAUGUGACUAUCCACCUCAAGAGGGGCUACGUGAUCCUCAUGGACCCUGAACAUGCCAUCGUCAAGAACUUGGUGAGCGACUUUGGAGGAUUGGUGAGGAGGGAGAUGGAGCGGUGGGGGGAGGGGAAGACGACCGAGCGGAUAUUAGAGCUGGAGGGACUUUUGGGGAGGAUGUAUUUGCCGCUUUUUGAUGCUGGUGUUGUUGUUGGUCCUGGGGCUGGGGCGGGGAGUGGGACAGGGACAGGAACAGGGGCUGGGCAAAGGGCGAGAGGAAUGUUGGGGGGGUUGGUGGAACGGUUGGAGGAGAAAUAUCGGGUUAGGAAUCGGGGGGUAAUGGGAGCCGGAGUGGGAAGUAUUGUCAGCAUCGGCAGCGUCAACAGCAACGGUAUCAACAACGUAACCAGCGCACCCAGACCGCACGCUCUCGCCCCAGGACCAGGACAAGGACAACCCCAAGGACCCCCAAUCCCCAUGCAAAACUGGGAUUACCUGGACCGCUACCUCUUCUUCUCGGCGCACCACUUCCUCGCCUCCAUCGCCGAUCACGAAGGGGACGUUUCCACCGCCGUCGCAUUACGGAGAAAGAUCCUGCUUAUGAACGGCGGCGGGAUACCGGGCGUGCAUACAACAACCUCUACCAUUCCUGGACUCGGCAUGGGCAUGGGCAUGGCUGGUAUGGGAAUGGGAAUGGGUGUGGGCAUCGGCAUGGGAGUGGGUGGAAUGACGGUAGCAGCAGGACUAGGAACAACAGGAAGAGGUGGAAAGGAUCAGUUCUGGGUGCAAACAGCCCGCAAAAUCGAGGCGUAUUUGAGGGGGGUGCAGAGGUGGGAGGAGGCGGAGGAGGUUAGGGGGUUGUUGAGGGAUAGGGAACGGGAGGUGGAGAGGGAGAUGGAGAGGGGAAUUGGAUUGGAACAGGGGCGGGAUUUGGGGCGGGAUUUGGGGCGGGAUUUGGGGAUGCAAGUGAUGGCUAGGAGUGGGAGUGGGAGUGGGAAUGGGAAUGGGAGUGCGGUUGCGGUACCUCUACUAACUACCCCUGGCCUGAACAUGGGAGGAGGGAGGAGUAUGAGUGUGCCUGCUGUGCCCUUUGUGCCUUAUGGAGUGAGGAGUUUGGGGACUGCACAUGGUGGCCGUCGGUCGUAUGUCCCUGUUGAGCCCGGGAUUAAUACUGGUUUUGAUCGACUCCCGCCGAUUCCGAUACCUCGUUCUGUCCCGGUUCAACAAGAUAUCCAUGGCGGCAACAGAGGAGGGUUUGUGGUCGAUGAGAGUCUGGCAGCAGACGAAGGGUUCGACGAAUUCCAUCAGUUCGAGAGGGCAGCAUUGGACCUGAAUAGUGCCAGUGGAAGUAGCAGUGGGAACAGCAGUGCUGGUGGAAGCGGCGGCGGCGGUUCUGACUUUCACCAUAGAAGGAAUGAUGACAGGUAUGAGGAUCGUUGGGGCAGGUGGCAUGAGGUUAUGGCUUUGUGAGCUUGGAAGCUUGCAAGAAGGAAGUGGGCGAUGGUGAUAAUGAGUGUGAGGGAAGGGAUGCCCUGGCAACAUCUGGACUCAAGGAGGAAGGAACACCGUGGUAAAGUUGUCGCACGGUUUACAUGGAAGGAUUAUGGACUGACUGGUUUGCAUU